GUUUCCCAGAGGAACAGUUCAUCUCGACAGCCAGGGAGAGAGCCUGGAUGCUUAAGCUGGGGAAUGGCAGUCAACGUGUAUUCUACCUCGAUAACCCAAGAGACUAUGAGCAGACAUGACAUCAUUGCAUGGGUUAAUGACAUAGUAUCUUUAAACUACACAAAAGUGGAACAGCUUUGUUCAGGAGCAGCUUAUUGCCAGUUCAUGGACAUGCUAUUUCCAGGCUGUAUUAGUUUGAAGAAAGUAAAAUUUCAAGCCAAGUUGGAACAUGAAUAUAUCCACAAUUUUAAACUUCUGCAAGCUUCGUUUAAGCGAAUGAAUGUCGAUAAGGUAAUUCCGGUGGAGAAGCUAGUGAAAGGACGUUUCCAGGACAACCUGGAUUUUAUUCAGUGGUUUAAGAAAUUCUACGAUGCCAACUAUGAUGGGAAGGAGUAUGAUCCCGUAGAGGCGCGACAAGGGCAAGAUGCAAUUCCUCCCCCCGACCCUGGCGAACAGAUCUUCAACCUGCCGAAAAAGUCUCACCAUGCAAACUCCCCCACAGCAGGUGCGGCUAAAUCAAGUCCAGCAUCUAAACCCGGAUCCACACCUUCUCGUCCCUCCUCAGCCAAAAGGGCUUCGUCCAGCGGCUCCGCAUCCAGAUCCGAUAAAGAUUUAGAAACACAGGUCAUACAGCUCAACGAACAGGUACACUCGUUAAAACUGGCCCUCGAAGGUGUGGAAAAGGAGAGGGAUUUCUACUUCGGGAAGUUGAGAGAGAUUGAACUGCUCUGCCAAGAACACGGGCAGGAAAACGACGACCUCGUGCAGCGACUAAUGGAAGUCCUGUAUGCGUCAGACGAACACGAGGGUCACACAGAGGAGCCAGAAGCCGAGGAGCCCGUCCACGAACAGCAGCCGCAGCAGCAGGAAGAGUACUGAGCCGUCUCCGCAGCUCUUGACACUUCUGUUUCGUGUGGGAACGUUUUUUUUUUCUGGAGAAUAGGAACAUGUGUGGCCUCAAGCUCAACAGAACCAGGUUGUUUCCGAUCUGCCGUUACCAUCACCACGAGGUCGCACCCGCCAGCCACAGCACUCGGUUCCCAUUCACUUUGCCAAGAUGCAUUAGCAGACGGCGGCCCCGGCCGUCCACCCGCGAGCCUAGGGUCACAUACCUUCAACUCCACCACUGGCUGCUUCAGAUCGGUUGUGCUCUUUCCUUCAUUUC
Messenger RNA from Elephantulus edwardii (Cape elephant shrew), 1204 nucleotides. RefSeq names its product microtubule-associated protein, RP/EB family, member 2 (gene MAPRE2). Gene Ontology annotation, biological process: regulation of microtubule polymerization or depolymerization; protein localization to microtubule plus-end; spindle assembly. The transcript has 7 exons. Gene Ontology annotation, cellular component: microtubule plus-end; spindle midzone; microtubule organizing center. Bases 64 to 918 code for a protein of 284 amino acids. The record is from RefSeq and is a predicted model, not a curated record. Gene Ontology annotation, molecular function: microtubule plus-end binding. Lineage: Eukaryota; Metazoa; Chordata; Mammalia; Macroscelidea; Macroscelididae.